Molecule: messenger RNA, 3040 nt
Organism: Mesocricetus auratus (golden hamster)
Lineage: Eukaryota; Metazoa; Chordata; Mammalia; Rodentia; Cricetidae
Product: solute carrier family 22 member 21
Exons: 10
Coding region: 72-1724 (550 amino acids)
Biological process (GO): transmembrane transport
Cellular component (GO): membrane
Molecular function (GO): transmembrane transporter activity
Source: RefSeq, a predicted model, not a curated record
GGUACUCCGUGCCCCGCCCCCUGCGACCAAGUGUCUCACCGGACACUUGGUGAGCAGAGACUGAGGACAGCAUGCGGGACUACGACGAGGUGACCGCCUUCCUGGGCGAGUGGGGCCCCUUCCAGCGCCUCAUCUUCUUCCUACUCAGCGCCAGCAUCAUCCCCAACGGCUUCACUGGUUUGUCAGCCGUGUUCCUGACGGCGAGCCCUGAGCACCGUUGCCUGGUACCGGACUCCGUGAACCUGAGCAGCGCGUGGCGCAACCACAGUAUCCCGUUGGAGACGAAGGACGGACGACAGGUGCCCCAGAAGUGCCGCCGCUACCGACUGGCCGCCAUCGCCAACUUCUCCGCUUUGGGGCUGGAACCGGGACUGGAUGUGGACCUGGAGCAGCUGGAGCAGGAGAGCUGCCUGGAUGGCUGGGAGUACAGCAAGGACGUCUUCCUAUCUACUAUCGUGACCGAGUGGGACCUGGUGUGUCAGAAUGACUGGAAAGCUCCACUUACCACCUCCUUCUUUUACGUGGGUGUGCUGUUGGGCUCCUUCAUUUCAGGACAGCUCUCAGACAGGUUUGGUCGGAAGAAUGUGCUGUUUUUGACCAUGGCCAUGCACACUGGCUUCAGCUUCCUGCAGGUCUUCUCUGUGAACUUCGAGAUGUUUACUGUGCUCUUUGCCCUUGUUGGCAUGGGUCAUAUAUCCAACUACGUGGCGGCAUUUGUUCUGGGAUCAGAAAUUCUUUCCAAGUCAGUUCGAAUUAUAUUCGCCACCUUAGGAGUGUGCAUAUUUUUUGCAUUUGGCUUCAUGGUGCUGCCUCUGUUUGCAUACUUCAUCAGAGACUGGAGGAGACUGCAAUUGGCAAUCACUUUGCCAGGGGUGCUGUGUGGUCCUCUCUGGUGUUUUAUUCCUGAGUCUCCCCGAUGGCUCGUCUCUCAAGGCCGAGUUAAAGAGGCAGAGGUGAUCAUUCGCAGAGCUGCCAAAACCAAUAGGAUUGUUGCACCUUCCACUAUCUUUGAUCCAAAAGAGCAAUUAGAAGACCAAAGUUCCAAGAAGCCUCAGUCACACCACAUUUAUGAUCUGGUCCGAACACAGAAUAUCAGGAUCCUCACCACCAUGUCUAUAAUCCUGUGGAUGACCAUAUCAGUGGGCUAUUUCGGACUUUCUCUUGACACUCCCAACCUCAAUGGCAACAUCUACCUGAACUGCUUCCUUUUGGCAGCUGUUGAAGUCCCAGCCUAUGUGUUGGCCUGGCUGUUGCUGCAGCACAUGAGCAGGCGCUAUUCAAUGGCUGGUUCCCUUUUCCUGGGUGGCAGUGUCCUCCUAUUACUGCCGCUGGUGCCUUCAGAAUUACUUUAUUUGUCUACUACCCUGGUGAUGGUGGGCAAGUUUGGGAUCACCUCUGCCUAUUCCAUGGUCUACGUGUACACAGCUGAGCUGUACCCCACUGUGGUGAGAAGCAUGGGUGUGGGGGUCAGCUCCACAGCAUCCCGCCUUGGCAGCAUCCUGUCUCCCUACUUUGUUUACCUUGGUGCCUAUAACCGAUACCUGCCCUACAUCCUCAUGGGAAGUCUGACCAUCCUGACAGCUAUUGUCACCUUGUUCUUCCCAGAGAGCUCUGAUGUCCCUCUCCCAGACACAAUUGACCAGAUGCAAAAGGUCAAAAGAAUAAAGCGUACGCAAUCCCUAAGGCAGAAACGGGUCUCAAAAGUUUCUAAAGAAAGUGCCUAGAUCCCAAAAGAUGCUGAAGAAAACGCCCCAGAAUCCUAAAAAAUAUAUCCUUCUAACAUCCUUCCAGAAGAUGAAAAACUAAACUGACAAUCUGCAUGUUGUCAGAAACGCUGUCAAUGACCAGGGGCUUUUCUGUUCUGCUGACCUUGUGUCUAAUGUGCUCAUGGAUUGCUGCGUCUGUCCUGGAGAGCCACCUUCCUCUAGGGACAUCAAGACUAACCACAGACAGCUUGCACAUCCAUUCCAGUGGUGGCCUUGGCCCUUCCAAAGAAGUUAAUGAGUUUCUUGAACCAGUGGGACUUAGAAGACUGUGUGAAACAACUCUAGACUUGCUUUGCUAUUUUAGAAGACUGGUAAGGUUGCACAGAUAGAACUGCAGGUCUGUUUUUCCCUCCUCUCCCUAACUGCAAACUCACAGGAAAUGGAAUAGAUGUCACUUAGUGGCAGUGUGCUUGGCUAGGAUGCACAGGGCCCUGAGAUCCAUACUAAGAACCAGAAGGAAACAAACAACACUUCUUCGGAGAAGAUUAAUGAUUCCAUGAAGAGUUUGAUUUCUCAUCUUUUCUAAGUGACAAAAAUCCUUGCUGUGAUUGUUUUACCUCACCACAGAAGACCACAAGACCUAGGGAACCAUAGAGGACAUGAAGGUGGAAACAGGUAUGUAAGUCAGCAGUGUGUGGAUUGUGGCUGCUCAGUCCCACAGCCAGGAGUGCUGUGUGUGUCUGGUCAGAGUCCCGGGCUUGUCCAGGCGGUGAGAAAUCACUGUUGAGGCCAAGGCUGGUCUUGCGCUGAUGUGUAGACCAGACACUUAGCUGUGUCUUGAAGGGAAUGUAUGGGUGACACAAUGUCCCUUCCUUCUCUCAGCACUGCCAUGGGGCUUUGUUUUGCUUGUCGUCUGUUGUAUCUUCAGCAGAGACUUGGGAACAGUGUUUCCCAGCCUGGAAUUACCCUGGCUGGGGUGCGAUUGCCACCAUGGAAGAGAAAUUGCCCUUAUUACUGCUCUGAGUGUCCAAAACAACAACACUAUGCUUGUUCCUUUUAUGAUGUAUAAUCAUAAAGAAAAUUACAAGAAAGAAAUGUAAAUUGUGUUCACAGUCUCUCAGAGUUGCUGACUGCAGUCUUGUAACAUCGGCAGGUGUUUUGUGUUCAGUGUGAUUGUCUGUUCUUCUGAUUAUGUUGCCAUGGUAUUGGCACAUGCUAAGGCACACAAUUCCCCUACUUUAAAAAGAAGAAACAAUAUAAUGAUUUUGUGGAAAGUACUGAAGUGCCUUGGCCCAUGAGACAAUCUUAAUAAACAAUGAUAUUUUUAAAUAAUA